UUCAGUUUACUGGAUAGAAAUUUGGUUUGGGGGUGACAAAAAAAGUUUUGGGUAUAGACAGAGGUGUAGUUAGACAACGUUGUAAAUGUAUUUAAUGUCACUGAAUUGUACACUUAUACGUGGUUAAAAUGAUAAAUAUUAUGGAAUGUAUAUUUUAACACAAUUAAAAAAUAAAAGAUUUCAGUGGGGGCUACUUCAGGGUGGUUACAACAACAACAAAGUUGUUGCAGGAGUGAGCCACUGAAUUUGACUGGAGGUGAAGAUGGUCGCAGUUGAGGAAGAAAGAGAAAGGCCAGGAGCUGAAGGGGUCAUCCAUCCGGAGCUGUGCGUCCUGACAUUUAUCUGCCCUCGGGGGGCAGCGCCUCUGCUGUUAGCAGGCCCGAUGCCUUGAAUCCAUGGAGGAUGCCAACCAGACUGGGCCGAUUCACUUCCACUUGCGCCCCUUCUCCCAACUCCCCGAGGUGCAGGUGCUGAUUUUCGUGACCUUCCUGAUCAUGUACGUGGUCAGCGUCAGCGGCAACACCUCCAUUUCUCUCAUCAUCGGGACCAGCCGCUCUCUCCACACCCCCAUGUACUUCUUCCUGGCCAGCCUGGCGGCUCUGGAGAUCUGUUACUCCUGCACCAUCGCCCCUCUGACUCUGGCCAGCAUCCUGUCCCCAGAGAAAACCCUCAUCUCCCUGCCUGGCUGUGCUGCCCAGAUGUUCUUCUUCAUAUUCCUGGGCAGUGCCGACUGCAUGCUGCUGGCUGCCAUGGCCUAUGACAGGUUUGUGGCCAUCUGCCACCCUCUACGCUACGCCCUCCUGAUGAGCUGGAGGCUGUGUGCCCAGCUGGCCCUGGGCUCGCUGGUGCUGGGGUUCAUCUCGGCCGUGCAGCUGACCAUACUCAUCUUCCGACUCCCCUUCUGCAGCAGCAAAGAAGUCGGCAUGUUCUAUUGUGACGUCCUUCCUGUUAUGAGAUUGGCUUGUGCAGAUACCCGGGUCCAUGAGGCCACUCUCUUUGUGGUGGGUGUCACUGUCCUCACCAUCCCCUUCCUGCUUAUCGCUCUCUCCUAUGUCUUCAUCGUGGCUGCCAUCGUGAAGAUGCGCUCUGCCGAGGGGAGGCACAAGGCCUUCUCCACCUGCUCCUCCCACCUGACGAUGGUUCUGCUCCAGUAUGGCGGUGGAAGCCUCAUCUACCUGUGCCCCAGCUCCAGCUACUCUCCAAAGAGGGGCCAGGUGGUGUCUGUGGUCUACACAUUCAUCACCCCGAUGCUGAACCCCUUGAUCUACAGCAUGAGGAACAGAGAGCUUAAGGAUGCUGUGAAGAGAGCGAUGAGGAGGUUCCUGUCGUCCUAAACACAGCAGCCCCCCUGGAUGUCCCUCUGCAGCUUUGCUGGGUGGAGACGAAAGGCUAUGCUCUUUGAAAGACAGGGGCUGAGAGGUCAUUGGUUUUACACUGUUACUACUUCCUGGUUCUGUUAUUUUUGAGAAGUCAUUUUCCUUUACUCAUUCUCUGAUUCCUCAUCUCUAAAAUGGGGAUGGAAAUGCCCAUAAGACCUCAAUUCCGGGGUUGUUAUGAGGAUCAAAAGAUACAUUAAGUGAAAAAAAUACUUUGUGACUUUUAAAGAAAGAUACAGGAGAGGCGGCUUCGAGAUGGCAGAAUAGAAGGAUGCAGAGCUCACCCUCACCCACAGUACAUCCAAAAUACAGCUACAUGUGGACCAAUUCUCACACAAUACCUACUGCACUGUGGCAGAAGGCCUUGUACGAGUGGGACUACAAGGAAAAUCAUCACAAAACUGGAUAAACAACAAGGUCCUACUGUACAGCACAGUGAUCUCUAUUCAAUACCUUGU
Messenger RNA from Camelus dromedarius (Arabian camel), 1834 nucleotides. Its product is annotated as olfactory receptor 10V1. The record is from RefSeq and is a predicted model, not a curated record. Lineage: Eukaryota; Metazoa; Chordata; Mammalia; Artiodactyla; Camelidae. Gene Ontology annotation, biological process: G protein-coupled receptor signaling pathway. Gene Ontology annotation, cellular component: membrane. Gene Ontology annotation, molecular function: odorant binding; G protein-coupled receptor activity; olfactory receptor activity. The coding region runs from base 396 to 1334 and encodes 312 amino acids. The transcript has a single exon.